AGAGACCACGAGAUUUCCAUCGUCCAUAUCACCCUUCUAACCAUCCACUGCCAUCACGAAAAUACCUCUACGUGUUUUCGCAUGAUCAGACCUAUCCGCUGAUACCAAUUUUGGGUCCCCCAUCCCAUGGUCAUCGGCCCAUCGCGCGCCCCAAAGUUCGUAUGACUAGGUACGGGGGUAUGGGGAGGACGCGCCCGAAAAAGCUCACCUCCAAGGCCUCCAUCCCCAUAGUCCGCGAGCAUGAAAUAGAUCUUAUUGAGGACGAAAUCCAAAAUGCCCUGCAACAGAUCGAGACCGGUGUCGAGAAGGCGGAGGAGUCGGAAUUCCAUUUGCAGGUCGCUAUCAGUGCCGCGGCGCAAGGCAAAGUAAAAGAUGCCCACAUUCCGACCCCGGAGACCGUCCUCAGUAACCUCCGAUAUGACGAGCUAUACCCCCCGGUCUUCUCACAGCCAGCGACAUACAUUCGCUUCUCCUCCACCGUGGAGGACUGCUGCGGACCUCCGUACUGCAUGAACGAAGACGAUGAUGUGUUCCUAAAGAAUUUCAACCAAAAGCGCGAUGCCGCCAAUCAAUGCUCAGAGGACAAUUUCGAGGAAGUCAUGAGCUUCUUCGAGUUGACGUCAAGGAAAGAGCAGCCGUAUGCUUGUGUAGAUAACUCUCCGGUCAUGAGCUUCGAAGAAUUCCAGGAGGCGAUGGAUGCAGCCGUAGACGACAGCGUAAAGCGUUUCGCCAAGGACAUAUACGACUACUGGAAGUCGCGACGCGUCAGCGGCGGGAAUGAACCCCUGCUUCCGACGCCAAAGGCUGAAGCUGGUCGGGAAGCUGAUGAUACCGACCCGUAUGUCUGCUUUCGAAGGCGUGAGGUGCGGCAGACCCGCAAGACUCGCGGCAGAGAUGCGCAAAGUGCAGAUAAAUUGCGACGACUCAGAAAGGAACUGGAAGAUGCUCGACAAUUGGUUGCGCUUGUACGUCAGCGUGAGUUGGCGCGCAAGGAGAUGCUUGCCAUCGAACGACAGAUAUUCAUGCAGAGAUCCGAGGUCAAGGAUAUGAAGAGGAAACUCAAUAUCAAAGACGACGACGAGGAUCUCAUCAACCAGAGGCCGAAGAAGAAACCGGUUGAAGCGCCGGCCGUGCAGCGCCCGGCACCUCCGCAGUUGCGCAUGCCUCCCAAGACGGGCACGCAGCCAGCAGAAGACCUGCUGUUGCUGGAAGAUGUCCAGACGGAGAAGGAAAACGAAAUUAUCCGCGACAUCAAACAGAAUAUCACGAAGCACAUCAAGUGGAACGAGGGCUAUGUGGAUUUCACCCGCGCGCCACUGUCCCCAUCGCCUGAACGGACUUAUGAUGCUGCCUUCCGCCCUGCUAUCACCACCCAGUUACCAACGCCACCGUCGUCAGAGUCAUCCGACAAUAUGACGGACUCAGCUAUAGAUACCCGCAGUGCCAUUGCCCUCCAUAAAUUAGGUCCAGAUGCCAUGGAACUGAGUGAGGAUCCGAGCAAAAUGCCCUCGUUCCGGAGACGUAUAGGACGCGGGGGUCGUUUAUUCAUCGAUCGCCGAAAUCUUGCGGCUCGUUGUAGAGUUGAAAUGGAUCCGUGGAAGGCUGAUCGAUUCAAGUACGAUCAGGAAGAUUCAGAUGAGGAGCUCGAAUAUGAGAGAGACCAAUUCGAUAUCCAGAUCAUGCAACAUCGAGCCAUCAUGGCAGCAAAAGCUCGCGAUCAAGCGGCAGCGGCAGCGGUUCAAGCUCAUGCGCAGGCGCAGGCGGCCCAAGCCCAAGCUCAGGCCCAACAAGCUCAACGAAGGUUGCAAGCCGAACAACUCACGGCCAACAACAAUUCACCAAGCGGGGGACAGGCAGGGGGGUCUAAUCCCGGGCCUGGUGCCGCUGUCUCCACGUCUGAGACUUGA
Aspergillus saccharolyticus JOP 1030-1 is the source of this 1907-nucleotide messenger RNA. Its product is annotated as enhancer of polycomb-like protein 1. The record is from RefSeq and is a predicted model, not a curated record. Lineage: Eukaryota; Fungi; Ascomycota; Eurotiomycetes; Eurotiales; Aspergillaceae. Gene Ontology annotation, biological process: regulation of transcription by RNA polymerase II. The transcript has 4 exons. Bases 162 to 1907 code for a protein of 581 amino acids. Gene Ontology annotation, cellular component: piccolo histone acetyltransferase complex.